This is a messenger RNA of Ornithodoros turicata, 4099 nucleotides long. RefSeq lists its product as uncharacterized. Lineage: Eukaryota; Metazoa; Arthropoda; Arachnida; Ixodida; Argasidae. The coding region runs from base 182 to 4084 and encodes 1300 amino acids. The transcript has 6 exons. The record is from RefSeq and is a predicted model, not a curated record.
GAAGAAGAAUAUUGUAGACCAGAUCGCUCGCGCAACGCGCAACCGUAAGGGUUUCGCAAGGGUUUCGCCGAGCCUCGUUCAUGCACCACAUUUGGAAGGUUGUAGGGCAAUCGAGAGCUGUAGCAACAACGGCAACUUCUAUAGAAAGCUGCAAGCCCCGUGCUCCAGAACAAAUCAAGGAAUGCUCAGGUUCCUUUUCUUGACAUCAUUGUGUUCUGCAAGAUCUGUUCCUCAUUUCAGUCAUGAAGAGAGGGAUACGUAUCAAGACCAAACUGAUGAUUUGUUCAACUAUACUUUCGGCUACGGGAAAACCCAGCUGCCAUACACCGGAGAAAGUGGAAUACGCAUACCCCUCAAUCCUGAUACCGGGAAAUCUGGUUACGGAACCGUUUGCGCUAAAGACGAGGACUGCUCAUCUAGUUUAGGUUUGGCUUGCACUUUCAACGGAGGCAACGGUGAUGCCAAGUGCGGUUGUGCCCGUGGGACACCAAUUUUCAUAACAGACAACAUUGGGAUUGCUAAAUGCGUUCAAGCAAAGCGCCUGUACGAAUCUUGCAUGAGCGACCUAGAAUGCAACCAGAACGACGAAAACAUGCAAUGCGUCGACUUUCUGUGUUACUGCCCUAGGCCUUACGUUCUUGCUAGUAACCAGCGCUGCAUCCCUGGCAAAGCAUCUCCCGCAGCUGUAUUUUACAGUGCUUUGCCGACACUGGUGUUGCUUCUAACGCUGCUUGUCUUGGGGGCAGGUUACUCAUAUCAAAGCAGGCUUCAUCGUGCAUCGGACCAGGAGAAAUCCCACAGUGGUCGCAGGGAUAGCCCGGUAGACCACGAGUCUCGUGCUCACAGUGGCGCCCUCGUAUGCUUCUCUCCGUACCGCGCUCGCAAUUCCUCUGCUUUCCAAUGCUGCAUCGAUCCUCGCCAGCGUUACUAUGAGAUGUACGGAGAAUACGCAUCUUGGGGAUACGCCAAAGUCCCUAAGCACCCACCGCGCUAUAUCCGGCACUCCGAAGAAAACAGAGUCAAUAGUGCAGGAAGUAGUUUCCUCGGUGUUGACGGUUCCAGGGAAACUGAAAAGCGAAAAGAACUCGCGGUAACUGCUGUUGCUCCAGUUCAUCAAGCGCUGACAACCCAAACUCCCCGAUCUCAUAACGAAGUAUCCAUCUGCGUCCCACCGAGGUACAAGCCUGGAGUUACAGGUUGUGGAAAGACAAGCAGAGAGAGGAGGCCCAACCAAAGAUUGCUAGCUGCGAUCAAGCGAUCAUCUUCUGGGCAGAUUCCUCAUCCUAAAGAACUGAAAGCCUUUCUUAACGCGCGAGACGUUGUCAUCAACGUGGAACCCAUUGCGUCAGUCAAGGAUGUUGACUGGACGUUGGAAAGUGGCGCCGCAUGUGCUGCUGCAUCAAGUAUGAAACAAAGUGCGCACUCAAAUUCUCGUUGUGAAGACACAGAUUCUCGCGCUGCUAUCUCUUCUGGAUCUAUCACAGAGGGGGAAAAUGCUUCACUUGGUGCGGCAUCGCUGUCGCAGGAUCAAACUAUUGCAAUGUCGGAAGAAUUCACUCCAACUUACUGGACUGAUUCACAAAACAUAUCUUCUACAACACUUCUUCUGGAUCACCUCGGUGGCACAAUGCCAUUUGGAAGUUUCGCUGAGCAGAAACAGCCGUUGGAUAUGGGGCAUCCUUCAAAGCCACAUUCUGCGACAUUCUGUCUAAGGCAGGCGAAGUCCAUGAACUUCAUUUGCGAAUCAUUGGGCAGCACUGGAAGUCGACAUGCUUUUGGCCAUGUGUUGACCGGGCGACGGCGCGUAUUGUCCAGCAAUGAUGUCAGUAUGUUAAUUGGAGAAUCAAUUGAAACUGAUAUCGACAGCACUUCAAAGCACGAAGCGGAAUCCGAUAUUAGCAAGUCGAAUGCAGGAGCAAGCGUCGAUGGUGCACCUAGUAAACCCGGUAAAGGAGAGAAGAACGAAAUGUGGAGUAUUAGCCAAGACGGCCAGAAUAGUCACACGAGAACGCCCCUCCAAACAGUUUCAGGCAGACAGGGUGAUAGACGAGUUCUGAUAACACCACAGGCCCGACAUGGAGCUCCUGGAACGAAAAAAACUGUGAACCAAUAUGGAACAGAACUGGUCGUUAACGCCAGGUCAGAAACAUCACUCUGCAAGAGUUCUGAAUCCUUUCCUCCGGAAAUGGAAAUAAUCCAGCCACAUAGUGUUCUAAAAUAUACUUUCGUGUCACACCUCCCACCAGAACACACAGGUGAGUUAUCCGUAGAAGACAUGAGUGUCAUCAGAAGCAGGCUUUGCAAAACACCACCUCAACUAAUGUCAUCCGGCUUCGACAUCUUUUCAUCUAUCGAUACAAAUCUAACUGAAGAACCAUCGUGCUUCCACAUGAACAUUAACAGCAACGUUGGCUUUCAAGAAUACUUGGAUAAUAAUUGGCCAGAUGCACUUAGUCGAAAGUCGCUAGGCUACAGGCCACAGACACCUUGCACUCUUGAAUGUCAAACAGGUGAACUACUAACAAAUUCAUCUGUCGAGGUAGCACAUUCUACGCGUAAAACGUCCCCAAACGAGAAGUUCAGGCACGCUCUACGGCUAAACGAAACGGCGUGUUCCUUGAAAUUGCUGCCGAGGAAGGUUGCCCGUCAGAUAUCAGCAGAAGCAGAACGUUCGGCAACAAUGCGUCCUUCUCAAACACUCGCAACUACAAGUGACAGAGAAGACAAUCAGGCCUAUAAUAAAGAAGAGGUGAUUCAGAGAUGUUCUUCGAUGUUGUCAUGUAAUGAAGGCGGAGAACCUACGGCAUCGAGAUCAGCUCCCGUUAUUGCUACGGAAUCUAUUUCCGAUGGCGAAUCAGACGUGGCUCCUAGGAUCAAAAGUCCCUUGUGCCUUUGCCAUGUGCCGACAUGUCUACCAGAGCCACAUUGGACUGACGAUCUACUUGGGACAUGUCGGAACCAUUUCAUCACUACCCAAGCAGAAAGCGGGUCUUGGAUCCUAAGCGAACAACGCAACACUGGUCGCAGCGAUAAGUCGAAAUCUGCUGACACCAGCACUCAAACACAUAUUACGGGACAGUUAAUUAGAUCAUUGGAAGAACAAACUUUUAACCGCGCAAACUUUAUUGAUCUCGUAUCAAUUGGCAACCAGCAUUACGCACGAGAACACCGUUCCAUUAUGCCUGGACUCGCAUCACAGGUGCUGGAUGAAACAGAAUACGCCAAAAAGAUUAUAUUUGGAAAUCUGGCGGCGGGAUUCAUUGGCAUGCCUUAUAUGCGUCCUGGUGAGGACACAUUGAGUCCAGUAGGGCCACUCAAGCUGCAAGACCUCAUCAUACGAAAACAUCCAAUUUUAAAAGUCGUUCUGCAGCUACAUAACGGCAAUAUUUCUCAAACCACGAUGCCUAUAAUAGAAAGCAUUGUUCAAACUGAAGCAUCUCAUGAUGCGCUACCGCAUGAAGAUACCGCGCUUUCGGGUGGAGGGGUUCCUGGUCGCAUAGACCAUUCGGACCAGUCUCCUACAAAGCGCGUUACAUUUCAACGUGCGUCAUCCUGUGCGCUAACAGAUUGCCACGAGAGCUCUAUGCUAAAGGAACCGUUGCAUUCUAAAUACACGGGAGACGGACAUACGGCACCACACUCUCAAGAACAAGUCACAAGAGACGUUCAUCCCCAGGCGGUUCUGAGCUCCGCUUCCAUCCAGGACGAAACCUGCUUUGAAUCUAUGUACGAUGCUGCCUUACAGUCGGAGAGUGGUACGCUAGUAAAAAUAGUAACUGAACGACUGAACUCGGGUGAGCGAGACCAGGAUGAAAUCGCCAGGACGGUAUCGUCUUGUGGAGAAACUAGUACUUCAUUUCAUGUCUCAGAUACUGAGGUUAUGAAAGCAUCCUUCGGCGACCGAAGUACUCCUAGGAUGGCGCGUUACGGACCUCAAGACUCUCGUGAAGAUGCAUGCGAAGCGUGGGCCAUUCAGGUUGCAGUAUCAGAUUCCGCGCUUCACCGCGACAAUCCUAUUUCAUUUGGAAGUUCAUCUCAAUGGCCUUCAGAUGAGAAUUCUUCUGGUGCAGAUGGUCGCAUAUAAAGCAUUAUAUGUUCA